AUUCGUAUCUAGUUCAUAUGAAUUUAAUGAUAUUUAAGAAUUCUUUAAAUACAUAGUUUUUAAUGUCUGCAAAAAAAAGUGCAAAUUUCGAUUAAAGUAUUAUUGGCGGAUUACGUUCGUGUGCAUUCACUAUGUUCAUAAUGAUUACGAUGUAGCGCAAUUAUUUAUUAUUUUGACUCAAGUGAUGUUUGUUUAUCUACAAAAAUGUUCAUAAAAUUUGUUAGUGCAGUCGUCUGCAUCAGUUGUUUUUCAUAUACAUUUUAUAUUUUGUGUAAUUUGACAUACUUUUUGUCAAGUCAUAAUGAAAACAAAGGAGUGAUUACUGUACCAGAAAAAGAUGAAGAUACUGAUUCAGUAAUAUGGAUGCUAAUAAUAAACAUGUCUCUAUUGAGUAUUUUUAUGUUACAACACUCGCUUAUGGCUAGUAAUUUCGUGAAACAUUUAUUUUGCAAGUUACAUGUAGACUAUAUAGAAAGAAGUAUUUAUAAUGUUACCAGUGCUAUGACGCUUCAUUUAUUGUUUACCAAUUGGCAAACUAUUUCAUCUGUUGCAUUAUGGAAAAUUAAUACUUCUCAUAAUAAUGUUUUAUGGUAUACAUUCACUGCAUUUCAUGUGUUGGCUUGGUCGAUAAUUUAUAGCGGAUGUUUGAUGAUGGAUAUAUCUGAGUUAGCUGGAAUAAAACAAGUAUAUUAUAAAUUCUCAUUUAGACCAAGCCCUAUGCUAAUGAAGUCAAAAGAACUGUUACGUUACUACUCGCAUAUGAGACAUCCAAGUUUUACAGGAUUUCUUAUUAUUUUAUGGAUAUAUCCUUAUAUGACAUUAGACAGAUUAUUAUUGGCUUUGAUACUCACAGUUUACAUGACCUUAAUGUGGACUAUUGACAAAGAAGAUUACAAUUAUCACGAGAAUCUUGUGAAGAGAAAGCAAAGAGAAUUAUUCUGAUCCUCACUUAUACAUAUUAGUUUACUUUAUUAGCAUUACAAUUAAGUUAUGUACUCAAGUGUACUAACAUUUGCUUUACUAAAAGCAGUUUAUCAAAAGUUUUGUAUUGUAAAAUAUAUGGAAGUAGAACUGCAACAACAAAAUUAGUACUAUGUCCAGUUGUAGAUAAUACACCUGCUCGAACUGCUGUUCUGUACAAAGGGCAAACAUAUCUUUCUAACUCAUUUUUUGGUAAUUCUAAUACCGGAUGUAUAUGUAAAACUGGAAGAGAUGGGUGCAUUUCUCCUAAAAUCGAUAAUUUAUUUGCUUUUCACCAGCAAUAUUAUUAUUUAAGUAUUUUAUAAAAUUAACACUUUACCUAUAUUUGCAUCUACUAAACACAUGGAUUUGAAAUCCCAUCUUCCAGCAUCAAUAAAUAACCCAUGUAUUAAAACUCCAUCCUCUGGCACUUCCUUUUUAUGCUCUAUUUCAAUGUCUUCUUGAUCAAGUACAACUUUGGUGGCAAUGAAAUCAAAUUUUAGAUGAUCUAUAGGAAUGUUGUAUUUUCUUGCACAUGUUUGUAAUAUGCCAGUUAAAAAUCCUUGUGGAAAGGAUAAGCCCGAAAUCCAAAAAGAAAUAGGUUUUUUGUCAAUUAACCAAAUCUGUAAAUGCAUGAUACUUACUAAACUAGUUAUUUUUUUA
Frieseomelitta varia is the source of this 1623-nucleotide messenger RNA. Its product is annotated as nurim homolog. Bases 205 to 942 code for a protein of 245 amino acids. The record is from RefSeq and is a predicted model, not a curated record. The transcript is spliced from 5 exons. NCBI's taxonomy places the organism in Eukaryota, Metazoa, Arthropoda, Insecta, Hymenoptera, Apidae. Gene Ontology annotation, cellular component: nuclear membrane.